Molecule: messenger RNA, 17833 nt
Organism: Sphaeramia orbicularis (orbiculate cardinalfish)
Lineage: Eukaryota; Metazoa; Chordata; Actinopteri; Kurtiformes; Apogonidae
Gene: kmt2cb
Product: lysine (K)-specific methyltransferase 2Cb
Exons: 61
Coding region: 1108-16065 (4985 amino acids)
Biological process (GO): positive regulation of transcription by RNA polymerase II
Cellular component (GO): nucleus; MLL3/4 complex
Molecular function (GO): protein binding; transcription coactivator activity; histone H3K4 methyltransferase activity
Source: RefSeq, a predicted model, not a curated record
UGCUGUUGCUGCUGCGCGAAGAUUUGCAUUAGCUCGACAAUCCAGCGAAUCCCAGUUCCUUCCGAUCCACGAUCCGUCUUUUUGCGGUAUCCCUAGCCAUUAUUUUAUUUACUAAAUGCCCAUAUCCCUCCGCAGGGUCAGAGAGUAUUUUGAAGAAAUUGUCAGAUGCUUUGCGCCGUAUUUUUGUCCUUAAUUCUGAUCGAUGCUAUUCUAUAUUUGCCGCACUCUCCAAACAUCACCUCCUCGGCGAGUCGUAGCGAUUGUAUAGGCUUUGAGUGCGGUACUUGUGGUAGGGGGGAGUUGGAUCUAUUUUUUGAGGAGCCUUGAGGGGAUGUGCUGCGGUGCCACUUAUCAUUAGAUAUGGCCACCGUUACAGAGUACACCGAAGCGUCAUUUUCAACUUAAUUUUGUGGUAUUUCAUGGUAAUUUCGCAGUACAGCCACUCCAGCCGGUGGAGUGUUGUUUUUGGAAGGCUAAUGUUUGUUUUGCAUGUGUUGGGAGACGGUUGUUCUUGCGUGGCAGGCUGGCUAAGAGAGUCUCUUAACUAGCCGCUUGGUCCCGCAGAUUGUCGCAGCUGAAGAAAAUAGAACCAGUUGCCAACCAAGCGGUCGGCACCCAGCGUUAGCUCUGCGCGUCGCUGUAACGUUACAUUCACUAAGGAUUCACAUAUAAAGUUUUAUUUACGGAGUGUCGACUGUUGCAACUGCCUGGAUUUGGCCUUGAUUCAUUUAUACGUUAAUGGUAAAAUUGUUGACGGUAGACUUGGGUGGCUAACACCAACUAGCUAUAUAACCCGAACUCGUGCGACGACAGCUGUCAUUGGAGAAAGGAAAGUGAUCCCCCAAAUGCGUCUACCAGUGAAGCUGUUUUCUGUUGGAUUUACAUCAUCUGUCUUUUCAUCAAAUGGGCAAAGUUGGGAAUAACAUUGCUACGUUGGAUUCUAAUGAUAUGCGUUAUGCAUUUUUGAGAACUGCGGUGUUGCUUCAUUGGAGAGAGGCUAGCUAGCUCGAUUAGCCCGCUAGCUAGCUGGGUGAUAAAAGUGCGACGUUUCAUCCCCCAGUAUUUUGGACAUGAAGAGGAUAAUUCGCUACUCAUAGGGCUGGAAGAAUGUCAUCAGAGGAUAAGACUGUGGAACCCUCUGACCAGGGACCCUCACCGCCCUCCAGCAGUGUAGGGACCUCAUCCACAGGAAGCCCUGCUCUCGCAGACAAGCGACCUCGUGGCAGGCCACGCAAGGAUGCCGCUGCCAUCCUACCCCAGGCACCACCAUCAUCCACAUCUAAGAACAGAAAGAAGGGUCGCACCAGAGGGAGGGUUGUUGUGGAUGAAGAGGACAGCAUGGAUGGGACUGAGAUAACAGAGUCCAUAGGCCCUCAGGACACAGAAACGCAAGUCCAGCCAGUGGAGGCCGUGGAAGUGGUUACCACUGAGGUGCCAGAGGAGGACAAGUCCUUUUCCCCUCUGGCCCAGAGCUCUCCAGCUGAGAAUUCAGCAGGACCGUCUGUCCCAGCAAGCAGAGAGGUUAAAAGUGAUCGUCUUUGUGCCUUCUGUUACUGUGGUGGCCGUAGCCUGCUGGGUCAGGGGGAUCUGCAGCUAUUCAGCAUCACAUCUCUGCUUGAUUCACUCCUCAGCCACAAAGGUGGAGGUGGCUCGACGAGCGAUACCAGUGAUGGUGAUAAAACCACUCAGCCAAAAAUGGCCGAAGAGACCACCUCAGGACAGAGGGAAAAGAAGAUUGGGUCUGAAAGCAGCGAGGCAGAACCAGACCCAGCCACUCGAUUUUGGGAUGAGCUUUCUCAUGUCGGCCUUCCACAAGAUCUCAACGUCCAGUCUCUCUUUGAGUCAGGGCAAUGCUGGGCACAUCAGAGUUGUGCCUUGUGGUCCGAAGGUGUUUGUGAGGGCGAGGGACAAUCUCUGCUUAAUGUGGACAGAGCCAUUGACUCAGGGAGCACAAAGCACUGUGCAUACUGUAAGCGCCUUGGAGCAUCCAUUAAGUGCUGUGCUGAAGGAUGUGCUCAGCUCUACCAUUACCCUUGUGCAGGGGCGGCUGGGACAUUUCAGGAUUUCAGGAGUCUCUCACUCCUUUGCCCAGAACACAUUGAUUUGGCCAUUCAAAAAUUUGUAGAUGAUGUAAAUUGCGUGCUAUGUGAUAGCCCAGGGGAAUUACAAGACCAGCUCUUUUGCACCAGUUGUGGUCUGCAUUACCAUGGGAUGUGCCUGGAUAUGGUCGUGACCCCUCUAAGGAGGGCAGGGUGGCAAUGCCCUGAGUGCAAAGUCUGCCAGACAUGCAAGAACCCAGGAGAGGACACUAAAAUGCUGGUUUGUGACAUGUGUGACAAAGGCUACCACACCUUCUGUCUGCAGCCUGCCAUGGACUCUCUUCCCACCAACGGAUGGAGGUGUAAGAACUGCAGAGUGUGCAUCCAGUGUGGGACACGAACCAGUGGGCAAUGGCACCACACUAGCCUGCUGUGUGAGAACUGCGUCCAAAACCAGGAUCCAGCUCUGUGCUGUCCUAUGUGUGCCUGCAUUCUGGACCCUGAGCGUCACAAAGACUUGCUCUUGUGCCAGACUUGUAAAAGAUGGCUACACCUGGAGUGUGAGCGUCAGAACUCAGGCCAAGCAGAAAUCCACCCCAGAGAGGACUAUGUUUGUUCCAACUGCAGGUCUCCUGCUGCAGAGCAGGCGCUACAGGGAGAGGAUAUGGACAUCGGCCCAGAGCUCAGCCCUCAGCCAGCCUCGAUGCACACAGACUCUGAGACUGGCCUACAGCUGGCUCAAAAGCACACGGACCUAGAACCUGGCACUCAGCUGCCUCCUGAAAUGCACAAUGACCCCAAACCGGAAUUACUUGCUGUUUCAUUGCGCUCAGAUUCAGAGCCUGUUCAGGCUACCGUCCAGGAAGAGAAGCUGGCCACGUCAUCCCAGCCUGAAGUCUCUGUGGAAGCAGGUGUUGUCGGGAAGCAGGUUACUGAAUUGUCUGUCAACAAAAUCCUGACAGAAUUUAAACAAGAGUCAAAACCAGCAGCAAGAACCCAGCUCGCACCUACUGAGAGUCCUUCAUCUUCAGCAACUCCCAGUCAGAAUCCAGAGUGUUUCUCAGCUCAGCUAUCUAUCGAGGCACUGCAGACACAGGAUACCACAUUACAAAUGAAGCCAGCAAAGACAGAGGCAUGCCAUGAGCAGGGCAUGGUCAACCCCAGCACAAAGGAUUUUAAGGCCAUUAUCUCAACCACCAAAGAACCAAGUACUGCAUCAGUACCUUUGACGGACCAACCAAUGGAAGUCUCUCUACCCAAGCCUUCAAAUGUGGAUGAAGUUAAGUCUUCUUUUCUGGAAACUGCUCCAAAAGAAAUGAAAAAGGACAGGGUGGAGGGUAUAUUUCACAGGAACUUGGCAGAGACUGUUAAGCCUUCAGCCUCUAGUACAGUAGAGGAGAUGGACACUACACCAGAGAGCAAGACUAAUCUGUCAUUUCCAAGCCUUUCUUUAGAGGAGAAUUCUCUCAAGACAUCUGUGGAAAGGUUGGCUGAGAUGGUUACCUCUUCUUCCCACUCCUCACCUCUGGCUCGGGGGACAUCUCCAAGAGAACCUCACCAGACCCAGAUCCUACCGUCACUGGUAGACCGCAGCAGUAUAAUACCCACAACUACACUUAUACCACUCACCCCUAAGAUUGGAAUGGGAAAGCCAGCUAUCACCAAGAGGAAGUUUUCUCCAGGAAGACCACGAGUGAAACAGGGUGCAUGGAGCCCCCAUAGCAGUGUGAGCUCCCCCUUGUCCUGGUCACCAGACCAGCCAGAGGGGUGGGACUUCCCAAAGACCAGGCAGUCCUCUGGCAGUCCAGGCUGGAGCAUCAGAGUGGGUCGAGGCUCAGGCUUCCCAGGAAGGAGGAGGCCCAGAGGUGCUGGUCUCUCAGGUCGAGCUGGACGUGGCAGGGCCAGAGGCAAGAAUGGAGCAAGUCCCUGCAUCAUUCCUGGGAUCACCACAAUAGAAACGCCAUACCCUGUCAAGGAGGAGGAGGAGAAUGCCAUGCAUAAUACUGUGGUCAUAUUCUCCAGUAAUGACAGUUUCACACUAAAACAGGAUAUGUGUGUGGUUUGCGGGAGUUUUGGUCUUGGUGCAGAAGGUCGUCUUUUGGCCUGUGCUCAGUGUGGCCAGUGUUACCAUCCAUUCUGUGUCGGCAUAAAGAUCACCAAAGUGGUGUUAAGUAAAGGCUGGCGCUGUCUGGAGUGCACAGUGUGUGAGGCCUGUGGCCAGGCCACAGACCCGGGUCGUUUACUGUUAUGUGAUGACUGUGACAUCAGCUAUCACACCUACUGCCUGGACCCUCCACUGCAGAACGUACCCAAGGACAGUUGGAAGUGCAAAUGGUGUGUGUCCUGUACCCAGUGUGGCGCAACCACUCCAGGCUUAAGGUGUGAGUGGCAGAAUAAUUACACUCAAUGUGCCCCCUGUGCCAGCCUUUCAGUAUGUCCCAUCUGCCUGUUGGACUACAGUGAAGGCACCAUCAUUGUGCAGUGUCGACAAUGUGACAGAUGGUUUCAUGCCUCUUGUCAGAGUCUCCAUUCAGAGGAAGAUGUAGAAAAAGCUGCAGACAGCAGCUUUGACUGUACAAUGUGCAGAGCUUUUAAGACCACUAAAGUUGUGACCAAGGCCAGAGACGCCAUUGAGCCUGUAAUGAUGACGCAAAUUGUCACAAAGGCAAAAGAAAUAGAUCUCUCAAGGACCUAUACCCAGGAUGGUGUGUGCUUGACAGAGUCAGGGCUUUGCCAGCUCCAGAGCCUGUCUGCCACUGCAUCACGACGCAGGAAGCCCAAACCGAAGCUGAAGCUGAAGAUCAUAAACCAGAACAGUGUGGCAGUGCUUCAGGCACCUCUGGACCCUCUAUCAGAGCACUCUCGAGAUGAAGACAUGGAGGAUAACAGAGAGGCAGAGCUCCUAGAUUGUGAAGGGAAGUCUGACUCAAGCCUGGAGCGAGAGCCAGCAGAAGAUGACUCCAAGGGGCCCGACGGCGGCAAGAAGAGGAAGAGGAAACCGUACCGGCCGGGUAUUGGUGGGUUCAUGGUCCGGCAAAGGAGCCGUCCUGGACAAGGUCCAGGCAAAGCCAAACGUUCCCUCUGCAGAAAGGACUCCUCUGGCUCUGUGUCAGAAAACCCCCUUGGAAAAGAUGAGGGAUGGACAGAGGCGCUGCCUGAUACCCCUGUGGAUGAGAUACCACCUGGACCAGAGGUUCCAGAAAAAAUAAAGAAGCGUUACAGAAAGAAGAAAACCAAGCUGGAGGAGGCUUUUCCAACCUACUUGCAGGAGGCGUUCUUUGGAAAGGACCUAUUGGACAAGAGCAAGCAGAGCAGACAGCAGGGGGUGGAAUCAGGUUUGCUGGAAGAAGGUCAGAGCCAUGUGGAAAGAAAGCACCCUACCACCACUUUCCUGGGCCCUUCAUCAGCCCCGCUGCUUAAUGCCUCAACAUCACUUCCUAACAGACCAGCAGCACAGACGUCUGAGGAACCAUUAGUUGAUCUAUCUGAUGUUCUGAACACUGAUGCAGACAUCUUGGGAAUGCUCGGAAAGCCAAGCAGUGACUCUGGUCUUGAUUUUUGCCCCUUCCAGGUUGACAGCUCACCUCCUCCUUUUGCUGGUCUGGACAUUGGGCCCCUGGCAGGCAGCUCCCCAGUUGCGGCCCAGUCUCAGGCAGGCCGGAGGACACCUCGAACUCUCUCAGAGGAACCCUUGGACGGCAUUCUCAGCCCAGAACUAGACAAGAUGGUCACGGAUGAAUCAAUUCUCAGCAAACUUUACAAAAUUCCAGAGCUGGAAGGCAAAGACGUUGAGGAUCUUUUCACAGCAGUUCUUAGCCCCAGCACGAGCCAACCACCUCCACCACAGGUGCCUCACCCCCAGGGUCCAGGGCCCCUCCCUGCCACAGCUGGGCUUAACAUGCCUCACCCCAACACAGGGUUUCCUCGGAUACCGGUGAUCAAUGGCAUGAUGGGACCAAACCAACGUUUCCCUGCAAAUCCAGCAGCAGGGCCCUGCCUACCUGAAAGUUUCCCCUCCCUCAAUCGAAUGCCUUUUACUGACAAUCCAAGAGAAAGGAAGUUCAAUCAAACACCUAGAGAAGCAGUUGGUUCAUGGGCCUACCCUGGCCAUGGACUCCCCUGCUCUGGUCCUACACCUCCUGGUUCGUUGCCUGAGGGGGAGACUGAAGCCAUGUCGAAUGCCCAAAGGAGUACACUUAAAUGGGAGAAGGAAGAAACGCUUGGAGAGCUAGCAACUGUCGCACCUGUCCUAUAUACCAAUGUCAAUUUUCCCAACCUCAAAGAAGAAUACCCAGACUGGUCUACACGAGUAAAACAAAUUGCAAAACUUUGGAGGAAAGCUAGUUCACAAGACAGGGCCCCAUAUGUGCAAAAGGCAAGAGAUAACCGAGCAGCCCUGCGAAUCAACAAAGUCCAGAUGUCGAAUGAGACGGUGAAGAGGCACCAUCCACAGCAACAGCCUCCUGAGGUGUUUGAUCCCAACAUACCACUAGACACAGAACUGCUGUUUAAAGACCCUUUGAAACCAAAAGAGUCAGAGCAUGAACAAGAGUGGAAGUUUAGACAGCAAAUGCGGCAGAAAAGCAAACAACAAGCCAAAAUUGAAGCCACUCAGAAACUGGAGCAGGUUAAGAAUGAGCAACUCCAACAGCAGCAACAACAGCAACAGCAACAGAAUAACAGCCAGUCAGAGGGAGAUGGCAACAACAGUGGCAACCAGAGCCCAGCCUCCCAGCCAAGCAAUGGCAGCAUGUCUCCAAUGCAACAGCUCAGUUCUAAGGAGGGCUUUGUCAGGCCACAGCUGCCAGGGACCCCUACCUCAGGUCCUCCAGAGGAUGUGUUCUUACGACCCCCUCCUCCACCUCCAUCCGGACCUUCCUCCCAGCCUCAGUCCCCUCAAGUCUUCUCACCAGGCUCCUCUGGUUCUAGACCUUCUUCUCCCUGGGACCCAUAUGCAAAGAUGGUUGGAACACCAAGACCGCCAACACUCGGGCCAAAUACCUGUCGCAGAAUCCCUGUGGAAUCUGGUAAAUCUCCCACCUCCCUGAUGGAACAGCAAGACAGAGGGAGGCCUUCUCCAGCUCAUGAGUCUUUUGGCUCUCCAACAUCUAUGAGCAGUGACCCUUAUGCCAAACCUCCUGACACCCCAAGGCCAAGUGGUGAAAUGGACCCUUUCCUGAAGCCCAUGGGCCCCCCCAGGGCUAGCCAGUCCGCACAGGGACGCCCCCCAAUGGGUUCUCCUGGGAGAGACCCAUAUUCAAGGCCCAUGAUAAGGAAUGAAGCCUAUCAGCGUAUGGCUCAAAACAGGAUGAUCCUGUCUGACCCUUACUCAAGACCUUUAUUAACACCAAUUCCUGGAAGUAAUGAGUCUGGCUCGGUUUCUCUGUUCAAAACACCAAUGCCCCCUCCUCAGGCUCAGGAUCCCUUCAAUCGCCCAGGUCCACAUCCUGCUGACAGGUUCUCCCAGAAUCAGCAGAAUGACCCCUAUGCUCAGCCUCCACACACACCAAGGCCGUCAGGGAAUGACAACUUCACCAGUCCUCCUAGAAUGGGUCAGCAUCACCCUCAGGCACAUUCAUUUGCUCAGCCAGGACCAAUGAAUCAAAUGUCUAGAAAUCCUUAUGCUCAUGCACCUUCCACCCCAAGACCUGACCAUUAUACAUAUGACCCUUUUGCCCAGCAGUCUGGUCCCAACAGACCAUCUAAUGACCCUUUUUCUCAGCCUUCAAGUACCUCUCGACCAACAAAUGAACCUGGUGCUCAACCUCGGCCAUUCUUUGAGCCCUACGCUCGACCUCCUGGUACCCCACGUCCACAUGACAACUAUGGUCAGCCAUCAAACACCCCUAGUCCAUCCUCUGACCCUUAUUCACAGGCUCCUGCUACUCCCCGCCCCAGUGGGAUGAACCAGUUCACUCAUCAGUCACACUCUACACAGCGGAUGUCACCAUCACACUCAGGGGACCCUUAUGCCCAGCCACCAGGUACUCCACGGCCAUCUGUGGGGGAGAGGUUUUCCAAGUCACCAGGUAGCCAGAGGGGUCCAAUGGAGCCAUUUACGAGUACACCUGGGAUAUCGAGGACGGGAAGUAAUGACAUGUUUUCACAGCCUGGGGUCCCCAGACCAAUGCUGAAUGACCCAUAUGCUCAGCCUCCAGGGACUCCACGGCCAACUCCUGAUGGGCUCAACAGACCAGGGCCAAGGCCCGGACCAAUGGGAGGCCAGGACCCUUUCUCCCCUCCUCCAGGGAGGCUUCAAGAACCUUUUACUCAUCCAGGUUCACAAACACCAAAACAUCCUAGUGUCUCUGAGGAUGGAUUUACUCAGUCACCCUCGAGACGAACCAGUCAGACACCUGGUCAUGACCCCUUUGAACAAACAUCUUCUCACCAACAAUCAACAGAAAAAGUAGAAAUGAAAGAUCCCUCAUGUGUGGGUAACAGUGGAACAGCAAUACAAGACCCAGGACAACUGGCUAACAACCCACAGAUGCCCUCUGUAUCUUCAGAGACACAGGGCGUUCAUCUUGCUGAGAGUGAGGAGAGACUCAGACAGCGACAACGAAUAAGAGAACUCAUCCUCAAGCAGCAGCAACAGAGAAGUGCCAUUCGACAGGAGAGGGGCCCUCAGGAACCUCCUGGUAACAUAGCCCCAGGGACACCACGACCCUGGCCCCAGGAAGGCCACGGGCAACCAGGCGAAAUGUUCAAUCGGCCUCCUCCACCUUAUCCUGGUCAAGGACCCAUGAGAGGGCCAAUGCGGUUCCCUGGACCCUUUCCAGUAGAUCAGCGUGUCCCUUUCGCUCCUGAGGGACAAAUCCCUCAUGGUCCACAUCCUGGAGAUCCUAAUUUGAGACAUCAAGGACCAAGGUUUGUGUUUCCACCUGGUGUUGUUGGACCUCAUGGAGCCCAGGAGUUCUUUCCCCGAGGGCAGCACCCAAUGCAGGAUGUCCCUCCGCAAAUGAGACGAUCCAUGUCUGCAGAAAUGGCAAAGAGUAUGGGUGGUAACCCUAAUGGGCUACCCCAGCACUUUCCACCACGGGGUAUGCCAGUGCAACAGCACAACAUUAUGGGCCAGCCUUUCAUUGAACUACGACACAGAGCUGCAGAAAACAGGCCACGUAUGCCGUUUCCUCCUGGUGCCAUGCAGGGAAGCAAUAUGGAUCCCAACCUGCAGACUCAAAGACCACAAGGCUUUCCAGCAGCACCUGACGCCAGGUUCCCAUUAAAUCAGGGUCCCAGAGCUGCAGACCCCUUGUCUAGCCAGGCUGGCCAUGUACAGCUUUCUGCAAGCAUGGAGAAUCUCCAUCAGCAAACGCAAAUGUCAGGACACAACAUACUUAAACAGUCUCCACUGAUGAGAUCCAUGAGCCAGCCUGCUUCAAGUGAGACUCAGAACAUGGCAGCAUCUAUGAUCCUGACAGCACCCCCUGCUGGGCAGGCUGAGACCACAUCUGUGGCCAACAAUGAGGCUGUGGAAGAGAAACUGGAUGCAGAAGAAUCAGCAGUCAAAGAUCUUGAGGAUGUCGAAGUGAAAGAUUUGGUGGAUGCUGACUUGGAAAACCUGAAUUUGGAUGCUGAAGAUGGCAAAGACCUGGAUCUAGAAACAAAUGAUCUACACCUUGAUGACUUCCUUGGGGUGUCUGGCAAAUUUGAUAUUAUUGCUUACACAGACCCUGACCUUGACGACAUCAAGAAAGACAUGUUCAGUGAAGAACUGGAUCUUAGUGAUCCCAUGGAUGACAAUUCUGACACUACAGACGUCAAUAAAAACUCAAGCUCUAGUGGACCUGAGGCUUCAUCAAGUUCAACAUCUAUUCAAGCAAAAUCAGAUGCCACGGGUGAGCAGUCUUCAGGUGAAAUCAAGCUAGAAGCCCCCGGGAAUCAGGACUCUGCUUCUUUAGCACCUCAGCAGGAAAUUAAAACAGAGGUCAAAGACUGUCAGAAGCACCCCGAGGUAGUAGACCAGCAAGCUGUUAGUAACACCUUAACCUCGACCCAGCAGGGAGUGCUCCCUGACUCCACCCCGGUCCUGUCUGGUUUACUCAUUAAGCAGCAGCCUGAGGAGCAGUCAUUAAAUCCAAUGGUUGAAUCUGUCAAUCAAGCCAGUAACCUCAUGCCCCAGCAGAGCCAAGUCACUGACAUUAAGCAUGCCGCUGAACUUAACAUGAGUCAAGCAAUACCUGAUGCUACCACUGCAGGAGAAACUUGUAUGGGUGGCUUUGGGACAGACCACCAGGCGGGGCUAUCUUCUGGUAUCGACCAGACCAGUUUGAGCCAGGCUCAGCAGACUGCAUUGAACACUGCAAUAAGUCAGCACAACCAGCAACACCGUCCUCUUCUGCUGGAAGAACAGCCAUUGCUCUUGCAGGACCUCCUCGACCAGGAGAGACAAGAACAACAGCAACAGAGACAAAUGCAAGCCAUGAUACGACAGCGCUCCAGUGACUCCUUCUUUCCAAACAUUGAUUUUGAUUCCAUCACUGACCCAAUCAUGAAAGCAAAGAUGGUUGCUCUGAAGGGAAUCAACAAAGUCAUGGUUCAGAAUAGCAUGGGUAUGCCACCAAUGGUCAUGAACAGAUUUCCCCCUGGCCCUACACCACCUUGUCCUGAAAGCACUCCACUUCCUCCCCAGGUUGUUGGACAGGAUGGCAAAUUGACCCAAGUAGCAAGACCAAAUCCUCCAAACUUUGGACCAGGUUUUGUCAACAAUGCUCAGAGGGCUCAAUAUGAGGAGUGGCUCCAGGAGACACAGCAACUACUUCAAAUGCAGCAGAAGUUUCUGGAAGAGAAGAUCGGAGCUCACAGGAAGUCUAAGAAGGCUCUGUCUGCCAAGCAGAGAACAGCUAAAAAAGCAGGGAGAGAGUUCCCUGAGGAAGAUGCUGAGCAGCUCAAACAUGUCACAGAGCAGCAGGGUGUAGUGCAGAAACAGCUGGAGCAGAUUCGUAAGCAGCAGAAGGAGCAUGCUGAGCUCAUAGAAGAAUACAGAGUUAAACAGCAGCAGAACAAUAUGACACCUCUAAUGCCUGGAAUGCACCCGGUUCCAGGUCCUGCUGGCAUGGUCCCCAGUGGACCACCAAUGGUCCAACCUCCUAUGAACCCCAUGAUGCAGAUGCCACUUCAUCCUGGCCAGCAGAAUGCACCUCCACGUAUGCCCAAUCCACCUCCUGGAUGGCAUCCUGGUGCUCCUAUGCCUAUGGGCGGACCGGGAAUGCCACCUCUAAUGCCCCCUCAGGUACCUGUGGGAAACCCAGGUCAGCCUCAUCAGAUGCAAAUGGGUCCGCUACCUCAGCAUUCACAAAUGCCCAUGGAGCCACAAGCACCACCAGCUCCACCAGGUGGGGUAAAACCCAUGCCAACAGGUGGUGUGAAGUUUGAUGACAACAAUCCCUUUAGCGAGGGCUUCCAGGAGCGUGAGCGUAGGGAGAGGCUCAGGGAGCAGCAGGAGAGACAGCGGGUGCAGCUCAUGCAGGAAGUUGAACGGCAGAGAGCUUUGAAACACCGUAUGGAAAUGGAGCAGCAAGGUAUGAUGGGGCAAGAGGGGAACAUGGCACCACUGGCGCAGAUGCCAUUUUUCAACACGGAGCUGCCGCAGGAUUUCAUGCAGCCGCAAAGGCCUCCUUUACAACAUCAGCAACAGGCGGUGUUUCCCCAGCAGCAGGGUAUGCAACCAGGUAUGGGGUCACCAUCUGGGACAUUCAUGCAAGGGGAAAGGAGGGGCAUGAUGGGCAAUGGUAUGAUGCCUCCAGAUAUAGGGCCUGAUAAUCUUCCUCUACAAGGCCCUAACUUUCCUCAGGGACAGCCACGACCCCGUCAGUUCAGUGGACCAGGAAUAAUGUUGCACAUGCCAGGUGAGGGUCCACCAUUUGGUGGUGACACAGCGACUCCGCUGCCUUCCAACUUCCCAGGGUCAGGCCAGUCUCUAAUCCAACUCUACUCCAACAUUAUCCCAGAUGAGAAAGGGAAAAAGAAGAGGAGUCGCAAAAAGAAGAAGGAUGAAGAUGCAGACUCAGUGAAGACUCCCUCAACUCCUCACUCUGACCUAACAGCUCCACUCACACCCUGUGUAUCAGACACCUCUUCAACUCCCACCAGAAAUCCCCAUAUUUUUGGAGACCAAGACUUGUCAAGGUCCCCCUUACUGGGCUCCUCCACCCCUAGUCACUCAGAACUAGAGAGGCAGCUUUCUGGAGGGCAGCCUGGACAACCAAGUCUCUCCUCAGAUACAACAAGGAUACAGGCUCAGGAACAUGACCGGAUCCUCAGCAACAUUAAGCUGGAGCAGACUGAUGCCAGUGAGUGUCGUGGGCCAAGGGAAGGGUCCAUCAGCUCAGAAAUGAGCUCUGUGAAGCAAGAAGGAGGGAAAGGCAGCACAUCUCCCUUUGCUGCUGGGCAAAGUCCCAACAAGGGUGAAGCUGGUAAUGAACUACUGAAACAUCUUCUGAAGAACAAGAGUACACCUCCACCUGGACUACCCCAGCAGAGGUCAGAGGAGAGCCUGCGCUCAGAGGAGGAGGAGUCCACAGACUGCAAAACCCUCCUCAGGCAAAGCUCCAUGGACAGCAAUGGGGUAUACUCAGAUGGCGUUCCUGAAUUCCCAGGACCUUUACUUCCUGAACAAGAGAAAAAGAGAGGGAGGAACAAAAGGGCUCCAAAAGGAGGGGAGAAGCCUGCCUCUCGCUACAAGAGGAGGAAGAAGGAAGGGGAUGAGAGACAGCUGAUGCACUCUGGCCCUGAUACUGUGAUGACCCAAAUCAAACAGCAGUUGUCCCUGCUGCCACUGAUGGAGCCACUGAUUGGGGUCAACUUUGCCCAUUUUGCUCCUUAUGGAAGCGGCCAACUCAAUGGGGAAAAUCUCUUGUCUGGUACCUUCGGCAGUGCCUCCCUCGAUGGAGUGUCUGACUAUUACUCCCAACUGGCCUACAAGCAGAGUAACCUGAGCAAUCCACCAACACCGCCGGCAUCUCUUCCUCCCACACCACCACCUGUAAACCGUCAGAAAAUGAUCAAUGGUUUUGCCACAACAGAAGAGCUGGCAAGCAAAGCUGCUGCUAUGGUAUCCAAAGGACUGGUUCCAAAACCGCUGCAUGUUCCAUUUAGGACAGAGGAAGAUCUGCUUGCCCGGGCCAUUGCUCAGGGACCUAAAACUGUGGAUGUUCCAGCUUCUCUGCCCACCCCACCCCACAACAACCAGGAGGAGCUCAGUAAUAGAGGACAGGAGCCUUGCAAGGACAGGGACACACCUGAUAGUUUUGUUCCAUCUUCAUCUCCUGAGAGUGUUGUUGGCAUGGAGAUCAGUCGUUAUCCAGACUUGUCCCUGGUGAAGGAGGAACCACUGUCCCCUUGCCUGUCUCCCGUCCUCCCCAUGCUUCCUGCACCUGAUGGGAAAGGGUCAGAGAUCAAACUGCAAGAUAUAAAGACCGAACCUUCUUCAAUGUUCUUUGGCUCCCCCUUUGGCCCCCUGGCUAAUGAUUCCAAACAAGGACUGGUUUCUGUGGCCAUCACACUGAGACCAGCUGCAGCUGAGAACAUUACUGGCGUAGUGGCAGCCAUUUCAGACCUCCUGUGUGUGAAGAUCCCCAGCAGCUAUGAGGUCAGCAGCACCCCAGACAGGGGGCCCGGGUCAAUGCUCAGUGGUUCGAGGGUGGGCCCCAACACCAUGGAUCCCCGUGCUCCCAUGCUCUUUCACUCGCAAGGAGACAAUGGGUGGCUUCAUGGACGACCAGGACCGAUGAUCAGGCCCAGCGGAGCACCAGGGAUGAUGCAACAGCAGCAAGCACAUCAUUUCCGUUUCCAUCCCAACAGCCCAGGUGCAGCUGUAGUAAGAGCUCAUGAGCAGAAGACCCCCGGUAGCCCUGGAUCCAAGCCUCAGUGGUGCUGCAACUGUAAGGUGGUGGUUCUGGGAAAUGGAGUGCAGAAAUCUGUCAGAGAUCUCCCUGCCCACAUGAAGGAAUCUGAAGGCCGUUGGAAAGCUGAAGAAGACCUGGUUUUCUGCAGUCACAGCUGCUUCCUUCUCUAUUGUUCAUCACCACUGCAAUCUAGAUCAACCACAGAAACCAAGGAAGCAGUGAACCUUCUUCGUGACUCUCAGCAGACAGAAAUCCUCUUUAAAGCCCAGCACCAGUACAGUAACAACAUGUCCUCACUGGAUGUCCAUUGCCUGGCUCAACUUCAACCCAAGCAGUCUCCCCCGUCCACGCCUCCUAUUCCUUUCCCUACAGCAGGUGGGACACCCAAAAUGGAAACAAAAUCUGACGCCAUCAAAGUGACAGUGAAGCUGAAGGCCAGGCCAAGGUCCCACGAUGGCUGGCACCAGGGAAAGAGACAGAAAGGACUCCGCUGGAGGAAAUGGACUGUUCAAGUGGUGGUGCCAAGAGGGAACUCCCAGCUGCCAGAUGAGGACAAGAUUGAUGACCUCUUGAAGAAACUGGGGGCGUCCUUGCGCCCCCCAUCUUUGCUGCGGGAUCAGAGACGAUGCUGUUUCUGCCACCAGUUUGGAGAUGGGAUCACUGAUGGUCCUGCUAGGCUGCUUAACCUAGAUCUUGAUGUGUGGGUUCACUUAAACUGCGCCCUGUGGUCGACUGAGGUGUAUGAGACGCAGGCUGGUGCCCUCAUAAACGUGGAGCUUGCGCUGCGUCGUGGUCAAACAGUGCGUUGUGCCUACUGCCAACAGACUGGAGCGACCAGUGGCUGUCACCGCCUCCGCUGUACCAAUGUCUACCACUUCACCUGUGCUCUGCAAGCUCAGUGCACCUUCUUCAAGGACAAAACCAUGCUAUGUCACGCUCACCGGCCCAGAGGCACAGCCGGACAGGCUCUAGAACACGAGUUGCGUUGCUUCGCUGUUUUUCGCCGUGUCUACGUCCAAAGAGAUGAAGUGCGCCAGAUAGCCACUGCUGUGCAGCAGCCUGAAUUAGGCUACACCUUCCGAGUUGGCAGCCUUGUUUUGCACGCCAUGGGCCAGCUAACUCCUUUACAAAUGGCAGCCUUCCAUUCACCAACAGCCAUAUUUCCAGUCGGCUAUGAGGCUUGCCGUAUUUACUGGAGCAUGCGCCAUGGCAACCGCCGUUGCCGUUAUGUCUGUUCCGUUGAGGACAGAGAGGGGCUGCCAGAGUUCAACAUCAGAGUCAUCGAACAGGGCUACCAAGAUCUGGUCCUAACAGACACCACUGCUAAAGGAGUGUGGGAUAAGGUUCUGGGUCCUGUAGCUGAGAAAAGAACUGAAUCAGGCACUCUGAAGCUCUUCCCAGUUUAUCUGAAAGGGGAAGACCUGUUUGGUCUCACAGUCUCUGCAGUUGCUAAGAUCGUUGAAUCGCUCCCAGGAGUGGAGGCCUGUGAUAGGUACUCUUUCCGUUAUGGACGCAACCCUCUUGUGGAGUUACCUCUCUUGUUCAAUCCAGCUGGCAGUGCACGUGCUCAGCCCAAAACCAGCUCUCCCUACACUUCACUGGUUAUAAGGCCGCAGCCACAGGUUGUGUCUAACAGCAGUGCCAGAUCUAACCAGAAUGUAGCCCAAGGAGAAGGCGGCACGUCUCAUGGCAAGCCUCCAGUAGUGCAUCCCAGGUCUUCUCAGUACCGCUGGAUGAAGAGUGAGUGGAGAGCCAAUGUCUACCUGGCCCGCUCUCGCAUCCAGGGCCUGGGGCUGUUUGCUGCACGGGAUAUUGAAAAACAAACUAUGGUGAUUGAGUACAACGGAACCAUCAUGCGUAAUGAGGUUGCUGUCAGGAAGGAGAAGACUUAUAGAUCUCAGAACCGAGCAGUGUUUAUGUUCCGCAUCGACAGCCAGCAUAUUGUUGAUGCCACCUUAACUGGAGGGCUUGCAAGAUAUAUCAACCACUCUUGUGCUCCAAACUGUGUUGCUGAGGUGGUGACAUUUGAAAGGGGCUACAAAAUCAUCAUUAGUUGCAUUCGCAGAAUCGAAAAGGGAGAAGAGCUGUGCUUCGACUACCAGUUUGACACUGUGGAGGCUCAACAUAAGAUUGCUUGCCACUGUGGAGCUCCUGAAUGCAGGAAAUGGAUUAACUGAGCAAACGACAAACCUAAAUGCAUUCCUUGCGAUAGUGUGUGGACGGCGUUACUUCUUCACAGAGGAAAAAAUGCUUCACACUAAUGUCAUUUCAUGAAUGAGCAGAAGGCCUGAGCCCUAGGAGAGAUGAAUUCAGUUGUGUCAUGUUCAUCAAGAUUGUGGGAAAAACAAGGUGGAGGAAGGGAAAAGUAACACAGUAGCAGGUUGUGACUUGUGCCAUAUAUGAGAGGCUCUGUUGUAUUAGAUGCCUCUGUCUGUUUGUGUGCUUGUUUGAUGUACACGGGGUGAGGAAUCCACCAGCGAAUGAGAAAGCACUGUGCAGGGUGCGGCCUUAUUGCUUACUAAGGGCAGGCCCUUUUGUUUCAUACUGUUAAUGUAUACCGUAUGACUAAAUGUAGACAUCACUGAAUGAGGAAUGUACAGCAAUGAAUACCGCGAAGGGAAUAUUAACUUGCACUAAAGAAAAAAAAAAAACAAAAACAAAAAAAUACACACACACACAAAAACUUUUAAAAUACUUGAUUCCAUGAGUCAGUUUUAUCAUAGGUCUCUGUCAUGUGAUUUGUGUGGAAUUCGAGAGGUUUUGUAUUUAUUACUGAGUGAAUGAAUUUUAUUCUCAAAAUGAUGAGAUUGAGUUAAAGAAGGCUAGAUUGCUAUUGUUUUUGAAGAUUGAAGAAGACAUGCUGUUACUUUUGUAUAAAUGUACAUAAAGAAAACUAUAGGAAUAACCGACCAAAUACUACCUUAACCUUCUUGAUGUUUGGGUGUUUUUAAAUUGUUGUUUUGUUUGUCAUUGAAAUUUAUUUAAGAUGGACGUUAUUUCAGUUUGAGAGUAUAUAUUAUGAUUAUUCUGUACAGAAUUUGUAAUAUAACCACAAUAACUCACAAAAUAUUUUUGUUGUAUUAAAAGUAAGGUAUUGUAGCGUAGUGUUUUGUGACUUACACAUACUUUGACCACUCAAAAAAGAAAUAUUUUUGUUGACUAACGUAACAAGUUAUCAGUUACAGAAUCAAAAAGGAAAAAAAAAAAAAAACCUCUCAGAUGAGAUCAUUCUGAUCUGUUUGCUGUUAAUCAGGUUUGAUUUUAAACUGUGAAUUAGAUUUUGAAACCCAAAAGCAACUUUUUAACUUUUUAACACAAGUAGGUUCACCAACAUGUAUUUACCUGUUUAUGUUUUUACGUUGCUUUUAAAUAAAGGUGCAAACGUCUAAUGGCAUUGUAAGUUAGACGAACCAGUGCGUGACAGAAAGAAUCGUAUGGGGAACUAUUAUUUGGAACUGAGGAUUGUUCUACCUUUUGGACAGAAAUGGCAUUCUCCUUAAUCAGAAAUAUUUCUUAUACUGACACUUCACAAGUCACAGGCUUAGAAAUGGAAGAGUUUUUGCGUGCACAAUUUCAAGUUGACUGUAAAAUUUUGGAGACAGUCUUAGAACUUGUAAUGUAUAUGGCAUGUAUUUUUUUAACUUUCCGAAGACUCAAUUGUAUAUAUUUUCUCAAUGAAUGGUUGUAACAAAAUUGUUUCUUGGAUAUUUUUCUUCUCUUGUAUAUUACAUCAUCCUGCCAGUGUGUUUGUGCUACAUUUUCUUGGUCGUGUAAAGUAGUUUUCUUUCAUUUCCCCCCUCUUUUUCCCUUUUUUUUUUCUUUUUGUUUGUUUUUUUUGUUUUUGUUUUUUUGAAAAUGCCUUUUGAAGUGUACAGAGUAUGAGGUUUGGAGUUUGUGGAAUUGAGUUUAGAAACAUUUACAAAAAUAAACUAUUUUACAUGUUAA